Molecule: messenger RNA, 1112 nt
Organism: Dermacentor silvarum
Lineage: Eukaryota; Metazoa; Arthropoda; Arachnida; Ixodida; Ixodidae
Exons: 2
Coding region: 15-884 (289 amino acids)
Source: RefSeq, a predicted model, not a curated record
AUGUGCGCAGGACCAUGAAGCAAGGGUGUCCCGCGACCGUUGUCAUCGCAGCACGUCGGACCAGCCAGCAGUUAGAGAUAACAAAGAUUGAUUGCAACCACAAUCACGAAGUGAACAAGGAAAUUUUCCAGUUGUAUCCGGAAAACCGCUGGCUUACGCACGAUGAAAAGGAAUAUGUCCUUCCUUUGCUUGACCUCGAUGUGUUGCCCAACGUCAUAGCUGGGAAGCUAGCAGAAAAGACGGGAAAGCUGGUAACAACGCAGGAUCUGCACAAUGUUAAGCGAAAUCGUCACGGCCGAGACGAAGCUGAACAACUUGUUCAGGAGAUAGAGAAGUGUCGUCAGCAGCAUCGGGCAAAGAUAUAUCCAAUCACAGAUGAAAAUGAGGAACUGCAAAUUUUAUUUAUUCAAACGCCACACAUGCAGCAAGCAUAUAAGUCCUUCCCAGAGGUGGUGUUGCUUGAUGCAACAUAUAGGACAAACAAGUUGAAGAUGCCACUUUUUGUAUUUGUCGUGCAAGAUGGGUGUGGAGAAAGCCAAGUAAUUGCUUAUGCUUUUGUUGCUUCUGAGCAAUGUCACCACGUCACUGAAAUGCUCAACCUCUUCGUGAAGGAAAACCCUUGUUCUGAAAAUACUGGUGUCAUAGUUGUGGACAAGGACUUCAGUGAAAUUAGCGCAAUUCGUAGCGCUUUCCCAUCUGCUCCAUCAAUACAGUUGUGCCAGUUUCAUGUGAUUAAAGCGUUCAGAACAGCAGCUAGCCACUUAGCACGUUCCAAUGAAGAACGUGAUAAAAUGGUGACAACAUUCAAUGAAAUGCUGCACGCCCCUAAUUCAAGCAAAUUUGAAGAUGCGCAGUCGGAGUUCGCAAGGUUCGCAAGCAAAUAAUCAAUAGAAUACCUCGAGAAGAAUUGGCUAUCAAUUAAGAACAUGUGGGUUCGCCACAUCUGCGACCAAGAGUUCACGUGUGGAGCCAACACGACUAACAGAGUUGAAGCGCACAAUGGUUUUAUAAAAACGUCAUUGUCAUCAUCAACAAAGCUUCAUGAUGCUGUAAGGAAACUGCUAGAUUUAUCAAGCAGCAUUGAAAGAAAGUCGGCCCACUCAGCAACACUA